ACUUCGUCGAUGCUACUGUAACCUUUUAGCAGUUCAAUUUUAACUGAUUUUAACAGUUUAAUGCUCAAUGUAAAAUAUGAUGCAGAAAGGAGAAAAUGAGGUUAAAAGAAAAAAUAAAGCAAACUGAAAAAAGGCUGAAUUCGAUACUUUUUGAAAAAUUUGUGUCAUACGGAGUGUAUCUUUAAAACAUGGUUCGCUUUAAGAAUAGGUAUAUGGUUCUUGAGAUAACACCAUACAACAAAAAUGAUCAACCAUUAAUAUUGAAAGUUACAGCUCUACAUGAUGCUAUUCAACAGAAAGUGCAAAAAUUAUAUGGUGAUUUUGGAGUAGCUGCAAUAAAGGCUGGCUUUAAUGCAAAAUAUUGUAACAUGCAUACUAAGAUUGCAUUGGUAAAAGUUAGACACGGUCCUCACAAGUUUUUAUUGCAUGCUAUUCCAUUAAUGAAUGAUAUAGGUGGUCGACAUGUUAAAACAAAUAUUUUAUAUAUUGGGGCAACUAUGAAACAUUGCUUUCUGUUUAUUAGGAAACAUCAAGAGAAAAAGCUAGAACAAAUAUGGGCUAGUUUAAGAACAGAUACUGAGAGAAAAGAAAUGGAAACAGCUCUAAUGACUUUGACACCUGCUAUGAGAGACUUUACAUAAAAAUUAUUCAUACUCUUUAUUAUAUAAUUCCUAAAUAUAUAUAGU
Messenger RNA from Harpegnathos saltator (Jerdon's jumping ant), 686 nucleotides. It is a transcript of the gene Pop5, whose product is annotated as POP5 ribonuclease P/MRP subunit. The transcript has 4 exons. Gene Ontology annotation, biological process: tRNA 5'-leader removal. Gene Ontology annotation, cellular component: ribonuclease P complex. The record is from RefSeq and is a predicted model, not a curated record. NCBI's taxonomy places the organism in Eukaryota, Metazoa, Arthropoda, Insecta, Hymenoptera, Formicidae. Gene Ontology annotation, molecular function: ribonuclease P RNA binding. The coding region runs from base 189 to 641 and encodes 150 amino acids.